Betta splendens (Siamese fighting fish) is the source of this 4742-nucleotide messenger RNA. It is a transcript of the gene grm7, whose product is annotated as metabotropic glutamate receptor 7. The record is from RefSeq and is a predicted model, not a curated record. The coding region runs from base 742 to 3429 and encodes 895 amino acids. Gene Ontology annotation, molecular function: group III metabotropic glutamate receptor activity. Gene Ontology annotation, cellular component: membrane. Gene Ontology annotation, biological process: regulation of synaptic transmission, glutamatergic; G protein-coupled glutamate receptor signaling pathway. Lineage: Eukaryota; Metazoa; Chordata; Actinopteri; Anabantiformes; Osphronemidae. The transcript is spliced from 11 exons.
CGCUGACACGCGCGUGGGUGGACGGUGUGCGUGCGCUUGCGUGAGCUCUGCGUUUGUGUAAGAGAGAGAGAGACAGAGAGAGGGGCUUCCUCCUCCAGCAGAUCCCGCCGCUCCGACAGUUUUCAGACGCGCUCACCAUCGACAGCCACGCAGCGUCGGAUCCCUGACAGCUGCCUGUGAACCCGGACCCGGACCCGGACUCGGGAGGGAUGAAGAGCGUGCACGCGGCUCGGCUCCCGGCGGAGCGCAGUUAUUUCGUGGCCACCUCGGUGCGCGUCUCACCCCACGUCACAUCAAACUACUGAGCCUGAUGUUGAGCUGCAGGUGUGAACACCUUCAUCUUACCAUUUAAAGUAUGACAUCGGUGGCUUCCUCUCAUGUCCACGGACGGAGUACCGGUGUAGCCUGCGGGAUUUAGCGGAGAGCCGUGGCCGAACCGCCGACGCCGCCUUUUCCUUUGUUUCCUUUCUAAAUUCCAGCAAUGGGAGCUCACGCAACAAGCGACCGCGGCUGCGAGCAGCAGCAGCCGCCGCAGCAGCAGCUGUGCGCGUCCGCACAGGGGUAGCGCAGUUACAAACUGCGGAUUCCGAGCUGUGCGAGUCUUGGUUCGCUGCUGGAACAGGACAGGAAUGGACUCGGAUUCGUAAAACUACCCUAGAACGUGCGGCGCUGCAGUGGUUCUGCAUUCUCCAGUCGGGCUCCGUUUCACUGAAGUGCUGCUGGGCACGAACGGUUCGGAUCAUGGGGAGGCUCUCCAACACUCCCCCCCAGCUCGAAGCCUCCUCCACCUUCCGAGUGCUGUGGAUGCUUCAGGCGCUGCUGGAGCUGGCAGGCUCCCAGGAGAUUUACGCGCCGCACUCGAUCCGCGUGGAGGGCGACGUGACGCUGGGGGGGCUGUUCCCGGUCCACGCCAGGGGGGUCCCGGGGAUGCCGUGCGGGGACAUCAAGAAGGAAAACGGCAUCCACCGGCUGGAGGCGAUGAUGUACGCCCUGGACCAAAUUAACAAUGACGACGAGCUGCUGCCCAACGUCACCCUGGGCGCGCGGAUCCUGGACACCUGCUCGCGGGACACGUACGCGCUGGAGCAGUCGCUGACGUUCGUCCAGGCGCUCAUCCAGAAGGACACGUCGGACGUGAGGUGCACUAACGGAGAACCGCCGGUGUUUGUCAAGCCCGAGAAAGUUGUGGGGGUGAUCGGAGCAUCGGCCAGCUCAGUGUCCAUCAUGGUGGCCAACAUCCUGCGCCUGUUCCAGAUCCCUCAGAUCAGCUAUGCGUCCACGGCUCCGGAGCUGAGUGACGAUCGGCGCUACGACUUCUUCUCGCGGGUGGUGCCUCCGGACAGUUUCCAGGCCCAGGCCAUGGUUGAUAUCGUCAAGGCCAUGGGCUGGAACUACGUGUCCACCGUUGCCUCAGAGGGCAGCUAUGGAGAGAAAGGAGUGGACGCCUUCAUGCAGCUCUCCAGAGAGGCAGGUGGAAUCUGUAUAGCUCAGUCGCUGAAGAUCCCUCACGACCACAAACCGUCGGACUUUGACAAAAUCAUCCGUCUGCUGCUGGACACGCGCUACGCCAGAGCAGUGGUCCUGUUCGCGUCUGACGAAGACAUCAGGGGGAUCCUUAACGCCACAAAGCGAGCCGACCAACUCGGUCACUUCCUGUGGAUUGGCUCCGACAGCUGGGGAGCCAAGAACAGCCCGAUCCACCAGCUGGAGGAUGCGGCCGUGGGAGCCGUCACCAUCCUGCCUAAGAGAGCCACCAUCAGCGGGUUUGACGCCUACUUCACGUCACGGACGCUAGAGAACAAUCGCAGGAACGUGUGGUUUGCAGAGUACUGGGAGGAGAACUUCAACUGCAAACUGAUGAGCUCCUCUAAGAAAGAGGAGAGCAGUAGAAAGUGCACAGGUCAGGAGCGUAUCGGCAUUGAUUCCAAGUACGAGCAGGAGGGUAAGGUCCAGUUUGUGAUCGACGCUGUCUACGCCAUGGCCCACGCCCUCCACAACAUGCAGCGGGACCUGUGUCCGGAGAACUCCGGCAUCUGCCCCGACAUGGAGGUGGCGGGGGGCAAGAAGCUGCUCAAGUACAUCCGCAGCGUCAGCUUCAACGGCAGCGCCGGUACUUCAGUGACCUUCAACCGGAACGGCGAUGCCCCCGGACGCUACGACCUGUUUCAGUACCAGUGGAACAAUGCGACUGGGCCGGGCUACCGCGCCAUCGGCCAAUGGACGGACACGCUGCAGCUCAACGUGGAGGACAUGCGGUGGCCUCGGGGGGAGCAGGACAUCCCCACCUCCGUCUGCAGCCUGCCCUGUAAGACGGGGGAGAGGAAGAAGGUGGUGAAGGGCAUGGCCUGCUGCUGGCACUGCGAGCCCUGCGAGGACUACCAGUACCAGGUCGACGAGUUCACCUGCAAGGUCUGCACCUACAACAUGAGACCCACGGCCAACCGCUCGUCCUGCCAGGCCAUCCCCAUCGUCAAGCUAGAGUGGCACUCUCCCUGGGCUCUGAUCCCCGUUUUCCUGGCCAUGCUCGGCAUCAUCGCCACCAUCUUUGUCAUGGCCACGUUUAUCCGGUACAAUGACACUCCCAUCGUCCGAGCGUCCGGCCGGGAGCUCAGUUACGUUCUUCUGACGGGGAUAUUUCUGUGCUACAUCAUCACGUUCCUCAUGAUCGCAAAGCCAGAUGUUGGCGUGUGCUCGUUCAGAAGGAUUUUUCUGGGUUUGGGAAUGUGCAUCAGCUACGCCGCCCUCCUCACCAAAACCAACCGCAUCUACAGGAUCUUCGAGCAGGGGAAGAAGUCAGUGACGGCGCCCAGGCUGAUCAGCCCCACCUCGCAGCUGGCCAUCACCUCCAGUCUCAUUGCCGUGCAGCUGCUGGGGGUGCUGGUCUGGUUCGGCGUGGAUCCACCUAACACUGUCAUAGACUACGAUGAGCAGAAGAACAUGAACCCGGAUCUGGCACGAGGAGUGUUGAAGUGCGACAUAACGGAUCUUCAGAUCAUCUGCUCGCUGGGUUACAGUAUCCUGCUGAUGGUCACAUGUACUGUUUACGCCAUAAAGACCCGCGGGGUCCCGGAGAACUUCAACGAGGCCAAGCCCAUUGGGUUCACCAUGUACACCACCUGCAUCGUGUGGUUGGCCUUUAUACCCAUCUUCUUUGGCACAGCGCAGUCGGCAGAGAAGCUCUACAUCCAGACCACCACGCUCACCAUCUCCAUGAACCUGAGCGCGUCCGUGGCCCUCGGGAUGCUCUACGUGCCCAAAGUCUACGUCAUCAUCUUCCACCCGGAGCUCAACGUGCAGAAGAGGAAGCGUUCCUUCAAAGCCGUGGUCACGGCUGCCACCAUGUCGUCCCGGCUCUCUCACAAGGCCAGUGACCGGCCCAACGGCGAGGCCAAGACGGAGCUGUGCGAGAACGUCGACCCCAACAGCUAAUUUCAUAAUUUAUCAGAGGUCCUGCAGUGAAGAAGAAAUUUGUGAGCUACAACGACCUUGUGAUCUAACCAUGCGACAGACUGGAGACAAAGGAGAGGCCCACGUCUCCACGAAACGGGAUGUGGACUCAUUGCCCACCACAAACUGAAGCAGCCUUGUGGUCAGAGAAACAGAAGAAGGUGAAGGACCGUUUCAAAAAAAACAAACACAGGAUGCAUGAGCGCAGCCUCUGGGCUGAGGAGCUGAUGUCCAAGCAUCUGUGCUCGUCCAAGGAGCCUCCUCGUCUCGUCUACUUCCAAACUGCUUCCUGUCGACCUGUCUGUGCUUCUUUAUGGCUUCUGUGUCCCAAUCCUUUGUUGUCCUUUUCAUUUCCUUGUUUAUUAUGUUGAUGAAUCUGUUUUGCUUUGCGUCUUGGAUGCAUAGAGUCUUUCCUUAAAGCCAUAUUUCUCACUUUGCUCACGCCGACACCUGGAAUCUGCUUUUUGUCACAGACAGAUCCUCCACCACUGCGUCCACUGUGAUGUGGUUCACACUCAGGGCUGCGUUUCCUCCAUUCAGCCUCGUUAGUCUCACAAAUGUUAAAAAGCAGCAAACGGGGAGGUCUUGUUUGGGCCCAGAUGAGUCAGAACCAGUUAAGUGAUGUUGUGGUAAUUUCUGCCUGCAUGAACCUUCAUCUUCCACCUUCCACAGUCUAGAUCUGGGAUUUGACUCACAAAAGGAAUGUACAUAAAGUGGUUGUUGAGCCUAAGUCAGGUGGUAAAAACCAGAUUCCUCCUCAACAAACAAGAGAUGUUUGCACAUACAUGACCAGUGUUUUGUAGGUGUGACAAUGAUAAUGAUGAUGAUGAUGAUGAUGAUGAUGAUGAUGACCCUUAACUGUGUUGUAGCCAACUUAAGAGAACCUAACGGGUUUGACUCGUGCUGAGGUUGUUCAUGCAUGCCUGAUAUGUUCGAUGUUGAAAAUGAAAAAACGAAAACAACGCUCGGUUCCACUUGUCUGCUCUGACGUCUCCUAGUUCUGUUCUUUACUGUCCACUUCCUCUGACGCGGCUUUAAGCGGUUUCUUAUUUUCAUGGAAACUGUAGGAAAUGGAGAAAAAUAUGAAUCUAUAUUUAAGAAAACAAAACCCUUGUAAAAAGGAAGCAUGUAUGUUUUCUACUGUUUGUACCUGGUACCUUCAUGUUGCCCUGCUGCUUCUGUGCCAAUGUUGUGGGAGAGAUUUACAUUUGGCCACUCAUGCAACUAUUUUGUGGUGUUGUCUAAGAAUGUAUCAACAUGAAAUAAAACAAGUCUUUGGUUAUUUUUUUUAUAUA